AAAAUUUUCUUCAGAAACAACUUAAACUGAAGAUCAAAAAUUAUUAAAAUGGUUGGACGAAAAAAAAAAUUGGAGCUAGACCAUAUAAAACAUAUGAUGAAGAAACACUUCAAAGAGCAGUACUUCUUGUAAAAUCUCAUCAAAUGACUGAACGUCAAGCAGCUGAAGAGUUUGGCAUUUCAAAAUCUACAAUUCACCGCAAACGACAUGAUCAAAAUUUAUUACCAGUUGGAAGACCCUGUGUUUUGAACUAUGAUGAAGAACAGGAUUUAGUUAAAGGACUUAUUGUAGCUAGUAAAUGGGGAUUUCCAUUAACCUCACAUGACAUUUCUCUAGUUGUAUAAUCAUAUUUCGACGCUAAUGGCCGUGUAGAGACUAGAUUCAAAGAUAAUAUACCAGGUCCUGAUUGGAUCAGAGCAUUUUUGUCUAGACAUAAAAAUAACUUAACAGUCCGCUUAUCUGAAAAUGUUAAACGAGCAAGAGUUGCUGUUUGUUAUGAUACUUUAGAACAGUAUUUCAAUGAACUUGAAAAAACACUUGAAGGAGUCAAUCCAGAACUUAUAAUUAAUUAUGAUGAAACUAACAUGACUGACGAUCCAGGUCGGAAAAAAGUUAUUGUGCGUCGUGGUGUUAAGCAUGCUGAGUGCAUAAAAGACACAUCAAAAUCCAGCACAUCAGUUAUGUUCAGUGGAACAGCUUCAGGUAUAGUACUACCUAUAUAUGUUGUAUAUAAAGCAGACCACCUUUAUGAUUCAUGGACUUUAGAUGGACCAAAAGGAACGCGCUAUAAUCGUUCUAAAAGUGGUUGGUUUGAUACAACAAUAUUUGAAGACUGGUUUUUGUCUGUAGUUAUUCCAUAUUUUAGGAGAUUUAAAGACCAAAAGAAAGUUAUGAUUGGUGAUAAUCUUGCUAGUCAUAUAUCUAAGAGAGUCAUUGAAACAUGUCAAAGUAAUAACAUCUCAUUUGUUUUAUUGCCUCCCAAUAGUACACACUUAUGUCAACCAUUGGAUGUAGCUUUUUUCAGACCAUUAAAGUAUAAAUGGAAACAGCAACUUGACUUAUGGAAAGAUAACAACAAAGGUGUAUUACAAAAAAAUCAGUUUCCUAGGCUACUAAAUAAAGUUAUGAAAGAAUUAGGAGAUAAUGCUGGAAAUAAUUUAAAAGCAGGAUUUGAAGCAUGUGGAAUAGUACCAUUUAACCCUCAAAAUGUAUUGAAACGUAUCCCUCAGAGAACAACUAGUAGUGGCAAUUCUUGGUUAGAAUCUUUUGAGGAACAUUUAGAAAAUAAACGUUCAAAUGAAACCAGUUUAAGAAUAAAAAAAAAAAGAUUGACAGUACCACCAGGUAGAAGUGUGGCUGAAUUAGUUGAAACAAAUGUAGAACACGAAGAUAUAGAUGGUGAUAUUGAAGUAAUUUUUGACUGUGAUAAUGUAAUUCAACCUGAUAGUGAUGCAGAGAAUGUUAGUGAACAAAAUAACCCUAUUUUAAUCAUAGUUCCUCCUGAUGACCAGUUACCAAGUUCUAGUGGAACACAAGUUAUAAAUUUAGAAAAAGAAGAUAAUAUUGAAGAUAUAACUUUGAGUUUGAAAGUAAAUGAUUUUAUUCAAUUUUAUGAGAGGAUAUAA
Aphis gossypii (cotton aphid) is the source of this 1625-nucleotide messenger RNA. RefSeq lists its product as uncharacterized. Bases 585 to 1625 code for a protein of 346 amino acids. Gene Ontology annotation, cellular component: nucleus. Lineage: Eukaryota; Metazoa; Arthropoda; Insecta; Hemiptera; Aphididae. Gene Ontology annotation, molecular function: DNA binding. The transcript has 3 exons. The record is from RefSeq and is a predicted model, not a curated record.